Ilex paraguariensis (yerba mate) is the source of this 288-nucleotide messenger RNA. NCBI's taxonomy places the organism in Eukaryota, Viridiplantae, Streptophyta, Magnoliopsida, Aquifoliales, Aquifoliaceae. The record is from the annotation of a GenBank genome assembly.
AUGGUAGUUGUGUACUAUGGAAGUGACGACACUGAUGAGGCUGGUAAUUUUGAGAUGAUCAUAAACAAGUACUUCAAUGGGAAAGUGCUCAAACUCACAAACUGUUUUCUAAGGCUGGUUUCAUCACCAGACCCGGUCUGCAACAUUGUCACCGAUUUUUCCGGUGGCCGGAGAGGGGUGAAGCUCGGCCGACCCACCAUGGUGUACCGAGAUAUGAUCAAACAUGUGCUCGGCCCAUUCUACUACACAACACCCAUGUGUGAUGACGGCAAAGGAACCAAUUACUGA